Messenger RNA from Pollicipes pollicipes, 2561 nucleotides. RefSeq lists its product as uncharacterized. Lineage: Eukaryota; Metazoa; Arthropoda; Thecostraca; Pollicipedomorpha; Pollicipedidae. The record is from RefSeq and is a predicted model, not a curated record. The transcript has 7 exons. Bases 275 to 1738 code for a protein of 487 amino acids.
AAACAAAAUGUUGUACGGGUAUUAUGUGUGCAUGUCAUAUUUCAAUGUGGAAAAUAAAUGGGCUUGCAGAGAAAAUGGGUGGGCGAAUAUUUUCGGGUGGCCGUUUUAACUAAUGUGACCUAUACGCAGACUCACAUAUGCUGAAAAAAUAUACUUAAAUAUUUGAGAUACCUCAAAAGUGAAAGAACCAGGAGUACUUCUAAGAAGUUCUCUGCCGAAGGUGUGGCAAUCUCCAGCUGCACAGAAAUUCAACAAUGAAUCAACCUUUUGCAUUAUGGUGUUGCUUGCUGUGCUGGUUUGCAUAAGCAGCAUUAUGAACCAAGAAAAUGGCAUUGCUUUUGGAUCACCUUUGCUGUCUGAGCUUCAUGGUGAGCUGCACAAGUGCGAAGAGGUGGGUCGGCUCCGGUGGCUCAUGCGCCCCUGGCGGGUUGACCAUGAACAACAGAUGCGGCCUGGCGGCAGGCGGCACCACAGCAGGACUGGCCGCACCAGGUCGUCGGAGGCGAGGUCCAGUCUGCUGAAGCCCGGCGCGGGAGCCGAGACGGUGGACGACGACGUCAUCUUCCUGUCGCAGACGGUGCGGCACUGCUCUUCGAGUGGCGACGAGGUUGUCAUCAUCUCGCCGACGGACUUCUGUGUACCGAAGAAAGAGCUCGGUGCGGCCCGUGCGGCCGAGGCGGCCAUCGGCGAAGAGGACGUCCCCGACGUGCCCCGGCCGCUCACGGGGAAGUGGCCGGCCGCCGGCCUCGACACGCCCAAGCAGCCGCACGCCGCCUGGCGCCUGAAGCGAGCCUCCUGCCGUCUAGCGCCGGUGCGCCGCGCCGUCGCCGCUUCCGAGACCGACACCAUGCAGCCGGUGGUCGUGGAGGCAGAUGGUCUGACCGUGUGCCAGCGGUUGGAGGCGGCCGCCAACCGACACCAGCUCGUCCGGUCCCGUGGCGGCAACUACGAAGUGCCGUGUCCACGGCCCGGCUGCCCGUCCCGUGUACGCGAGGAGCACCAGCGGCGUGCGCGGGCAUGGUACGAGUUGCCGCGAGUCGCCGUACCCACUCACUUCAUCGUGGCUGACCCGGAUAGCAGCAGCGGCCUGGAUCGCGGUCUGCCCGGCCUCUUCUGCGCGCUGUGCGACGCCUGCGCCGCCAUCCAGGUGGGCCAGCGCUGGACCACGCUGGAGCCGCUGCUGCGCGCGCCCGACGGUCGCGAUGGCUGGCGUCCGGUGCGCACGCCGUCCGACCGCACCGCGCUCUACCUGCUCAGCCAGUACGUGUACGGCGAGCGCGAGCGGUCGGAUGCUGCUGGCGAGCCGCCCAUCAUGCCCACGCCGCUCGAGGACUCGGCGCUGCUGCUCUGGAGCCGCUCCGAAGCCGUUGGCUUCGUCACGCUCAAGCGGCGUGGUCAGCUGAUCGACGGCGGGCCCGAGGCGUUCGCCAUGGACGUGGUGGACAUGGUGGCGGUGCGGCGCGCUUGUCGGCGCCGCGGCCACGUCACGCGCCUGUUGGAUAUGCUGCUGGUCGACCGGCCGGGUACGCGGCUCGGCCUCACGAAGCCGUCGCCGGCCAUGUGGCGGCUGCUGCUGCGAUACCUGACGGCGAGGCCGGCGCUGCGGCCGCGCGUCUGGCUCGUCCAGUGGGCCGGCCACGAGGGCUUCCGCACCAACGUCUGGCAGGAGCUGCUGCGCCGCAGUCGGCACGACCCCGAGUCGUCGUCGGCGGUGGCGGCGUCGUCCGACGGCGAAUAGUGAGCGCCGGCGAAGAGCAGAAGAUCUGAGGCUUGCCGCGGGGGCCGACAUGUUGUCCAUCCGCUCGGGUGGGAUCAGUGCUGAAUCCGUCUGAAGCAAUUGUCACUCAGCGAUCUAGAGAUAUGUCGUCGUCAUACGCGUGACGAGCUGUAGGUUUACUUCCCGGCGGGGCCGCCCGGCGGUGCGGCCCACCGUGUCGUCCCAAGUUACCCAUGUCGUCGCCAUUGUCGUGUGCUGCUGGCGAGUCCCUCUCGCCGCUGUAUUCCGGGAGAGAAGAUCACGAGCUUUCGGUUCGCUCAUGUGUGCGAGGUGUUAAUGUCCGGCACCGAUUGGGUCGCGCGAGCCGGCGCCCGUCGCCACUCGCGGCGGCAUCCCGGCCGCGCGGAGCCCCUCUGGCUGUAUUUCUGCCACCCUUGUGGCGGGUGUAACUGUGGCUGUGUCGCUGGAAAGCAUCCUGUGCAGGCCCCCGCCUCCCUGUGCCGGCUGACCGGGCGGGCAGCGGCCCUCGCUGCCAGCAGCGCCGGUGCUGAUGCCGACAGGGAGGGCCGCGCUCGUUUUGUGCCUGGUCGUGCCGCUGUGCGGCUGUGCGGAUGAUUCGUUUCGGGCACAGUGUUCGGGCCGUUCGUUUCCAGGAAGGAAACCGUGACACCGCCUUUACCACGGUGCAUGUAUGGUCUUUACUUAAGCGUUUUAUCUCUACAGACGUGAUGAGACAUGUACGGUGUACAUAUUGAGUCAUGCCGGGUUUUGUAGCGAAAGAGGUGGCUGUGUUUUCUCGUAUGUGAAUGAUAUCGUCUCAGCAUCAGUACAAUACAGAAUCGUA